CGAAAUCUCUUACAACCCACAACUUUCGCGACUGAGACUACUUGCUGUGCGACGACGUAGCGAUAGGCACUCAAACUUACUCAGGGCAAUAUUAUGAUGGAUACAACUGUUACAUAAAUUAUUUGGAGACUGAACAGAGGUGCUCGGUGGAUUUCUUUGCAUGGGAAACAGACGGAAUGGCCCGGACGCUGAGCUUAUCAAAACUUACAACGUUACAUCUCCAAUAGUGUAUUCUGAUACAGCCCACUUACUUGCCCCCACCUAAGGGCUUCUUCAUCUGGUGGCGUCGCCGAGCCGUGUUCGCAACAGCGGUUUUUUCAACCAGUCAAGGGAAUACAUUUCAAUAUCGAAGCUGCAAAGCCGGCGUCCGCUGCUAGCCUGCGUCCAGCCGGCGUCCGCUGCUAGCCUCGUCUGCAGCGUCAUGACGGAUGCGGAAGCGGCAGAGCUGGAGAAGGAGGAGCGCUCCCGGACAACGCUGGUAGGGGGGUUGGAUAUGGACCAGCCGCUGGACGAGGAGACUGUGAAAUCUGCACUGCGCAAAUUGGCGCUGCAAGAGGCAGCGAUUAGGGUGCAGAAAGCCAAUAUCGAGAAGGCGGCCGCCGAGGACAAGGCCAAGAUCGAGAAGGCGGCCGCCGAGGACAAGGCCUCGUCCGAGGCACGGAAGGCCAGGUUCGAGGAGGAAAAAGCCAAGAUGGAGAAGGCGUUCGCCGAGGACAAGGCCUCGUCCGAGGCACGGAAGGCCAGGUUCGAGGAGGAAAAAGCCAAGUCCGAGGCGCGGAUGGCCAAGAUCAAGGAGGAGGCCGCCGCAGACAUGGCCAAGAUCGAGAAGGCGGCCGCCGAGGACAAGGCCAAUAUCGAGAAGGCGGCCGCCGAGGACAAGGCCAAGAUCGAGAAGGCGGCCGCCGAGGACAAGGCCAAGUCCGAUGCGCGGAGGGCCAAGCUCGAGGAGGAGGCCAUCCGGACGGACCUUGGUCAGAAGGACCAGGACCAGCUGGGCCCCAAGGUCAUGGCCGCGAUGCUGGUCAAGGCCACCGAGAGGGUCAACAGCGCUCAGCAGCACUGGGCGGACAUCAAGCAGAAGACGUCCUGACGGUGGUGGCCAUCGUCUAUCCCACUCGGCCUCAUAGCUGUCGUGCUGGCCUUCAGCCUGACGGCUGUUGCCCCCCACAGCGCCAGCUGCAAGGUCGUGGACUGGCUGGCGCUGGCAGCCGGGAUCAGUGGGAUGGUGGCGAUGCUGCCAUGGACAGUUGGGCAGACGAUGUUCCACGUUGGGCUGUGGAAACGGGGCAGCAGAGGCAGGCCUCUGGUCGCGGCUGUGUACGGGGGCACACUGGCGGUGUUGAGUGCCCUUGCAUCGUGGGGGUGGAAUGUGCGCGCGCAGCCGAGCAAUGCCAUCGCCAACUGGGUCUAUGCCGCCGGCGUUAUUGCCCUGGUUUCGGCGUCCUUCGUGGCAGCUUCCCAGUCCGCACACCUGGUUGGCAUUGAUUUGCUUGACAGCAACACCAAUUCAAUCUGGGAAACAGCGGCAAAAGCGUGGCUUUCAUCACCCUGGCGCUGCAACCAGGUGCACCCUGCAGCACAGCCAAGCGGCGGCAACGGCUGUGCUGGUGCGUCUGUGACGAUACACACUCAGGGCUAGCGCUUUUCCACUUGACGCGCCUGUUGGUGUGCGCCGUUGUGGCCUCGUGUGUUCUUUUCGCUAGGUUGCUUGUUGUGCUGGUACGGUGACGAUGGGAUUGCUGGUGAGCAUGGUGCUGGACAGUCUGGGUGAUACCAAGACCCGGGGCUUGCAGCCCGGCGAUAUGGCACCGACCUCACAUUCGUUGACCUUGGGACCGGCGGUGCGGUGGCGGUCACCAUCACCGCUGAUUGCAAGCAUACCUGCGUGCUGCUGGAGACGGUGGUGUCAAGUGCUGGGGAGGCAAUGGGUGACGUGGGCGCUUGUGGGGGUGAUGAAGGCGAGAUAGGCAAUGAGUUGCCACUCGUGAACCUGGGUCCUGGCGUGCGGACGGCAGCGGUGGUGGCUGGGGGUUACCACACGUGUGCGCUGCUGGUGACGGACCUGGCGAGAUGGGGGCUGCCCUGCCAAGCGUGGGUCAAGGCCCUAGCAGUGGUAGUGGUAAACGCGCAACGGCCGUGGCUGCUGGGAACUCCAUUAGAGUUUUGCUAUUCAUUAUUGUAGAAAAAGAGGCGGCAGGUAAGACUCGGCCGGAGCGAGCAGCGACUAGUAUGGCGACUGUGGCGACUCGUUGCGAGAUAACGAGCCCGAGGCGCAGAAUUAAGAUUGGGGUGGUAACGACGAAGGUGUCUCUAAGGUAGCGGUCCGCGGUGGGGCUGGCAGGGCAUGCGUAGCGGCAUGGCAAGUAGUGUGGCUGUUGACAACUGUGCUGCGUCUGGCUGCGGUUGGCUCUGUUGUGGCAUCGCGAUUGCUAGGCACCUGGUUUGGCUAUGCGCCUGUGGAAACGGACCCCGGCUAUGUCCGGGCGAUGAGGUUGUUCGGCCUCAGACUGUGGAGGGGCUCAGCCGCUUUUCCCGUGACCGGGAACACUUGUCAGUAGAGUGCUGCAAGACGCUGUGAAGUGCUGAGGUGGUAAUGACCAAGGCCAACUGGGGCUGGAUUAUACUCGCCAUCGCGGGGGACAACCCUGGCGAGAUGGGCGCUGCAUUGUCGGCCGUCGACUACAUCACGUUUUGGUUAGGCAUUCGUGGUGCAAACCCAAAAUGCGCGCCUUAGUUCGGCAGGCCGCCUCUGGAUUGACCCGGAUUGAUGGCAGGGCCUGGAUAGUGAUUGGGAGUGGAUUUUUUUGCACACCAUGACACCAGCACGCGGGGCACGAGCAUGCAGGAACUGUAACACAAUAAGAGA
Molecule: messenger RNA, 2866 nt
Organism: Chlamydomonas reinhardtii
Lineage: Eukaryota; Viridiplantae; Chlorophyta; Chlorophyceae; Chlamydomonadales; Chlamydomonadaceae
Exons: 15
Coding region: 422-1090 (222 amino acids)
Source: RefSeq, a predicted model, not a curated record